Messenger RNA from Thrips palmi, 2158 nucleotides. RefSeq lists its product as uncharacterized. The transcript has 7 exons. Gene Ontology annotation, biological process: sensory perception of smell; detection of chemical stimulus involved in sensory perception of smell. Gene Ontology annotation, molecular function: odorant binding; olfactory receptor activity. Gene Ontology annotation, cellular component: plasma membrane. The coding region runs from base 511 to 2106 and encodes 531 amino acids. The record is from RefSeq and is a predicted model, not a curated record. NCBI's taxonomy places the organism in Eukaryota, Metazoa, Arthropoda, Insecta, Thysanoptera, Thripidae.
GCUGCGCCCGGAGCGUGGCGAGCACGUCGCGCGCCACUUGAUGCGGACCAGUCCGCUCCUUAUCCUGAGACUUUAUCCUGUACACUGAUUUGCAUCAUCGCGCUUCGCGACAGUGUGACCAACACCCGCAAAGAGUGAGACACGACACGCGCGGUUUUGGCGCGGCGAGCGCCGUGUUCUGCCAACUGGAGGGCAGGGCUGGACGCAACGUGUCAUUAGGGGCGAGGGGCGCCGGCACACUGCCUCUGUCGCUCUGCCUCUCUCGCACCCACACGGGGCGCCCCAGGAGCGCGAGAGAGACAGAGCGACGAAAACGACUCUCGGAACCAGUCUGCAGGGACGCCAGGGACGCGCCCUGUCGUCACGAUGCAUGGCAGGCGUGGCGCGGCCCGCAAGCCUGUGAUUUUGCCAGCCGGGGCCCAGCCCCCUUCCCGCGCGGGCUAGGACUGCGGGGUGGCACCACUACCGCGUCGGCUGCACCGAGGGGCGGACAGCCUCACUAUACUCACCAUGAACCAGGCCCACGCGGGGUGGUUCCCGGCCGCGCCCGUGUCCGCCAAGCAGGCCAUGGUCGGCUUGCACCCCAACGUGCCCACCCUCAGGGCUCCGCCGUUGUUCGCCGGCAAGCCCAGCGCCGCGAAGGUCCCGGAGGCCGCCGCCGCGAAGGUCGCCGACGAGGCGGACGGAGUGCUGGCGCUCCCCGUGCUGCUCAUGAAGUGCGUGUUUCUGUGGCCGGACUCGCAGAACGUGGUGACGCGCUUCAUCGCCAACAGGAUCUACCCCUUGAGCAUCUCGGUGCUGAUCCUGAGCAGCCUCGGCUACAUCGUGGAGGGCAACUACGAGAGCGGCAUGACGGCGCUCACCAACUUCGGCGACGCCCUGGCCAGCACCUCGUGCCUGCUCAAGCUGCUGCUGCUCUCGCGGGAGGGGCCGCAGCUGGCGAGAAUGCGGCGCCGCCUGCAGACCGACUUCGCGGCCAUGGAGGGCCUGGCCGAGCCCGAGGCGUCGGCGGCCAACGCCCACUGCACGCGGCGGUGCCGCACCAUCUCGCUGCGCUUCAUGUUGUUCUACGUGCCGCUGUGCUCCAGCGCCGUGGGCGUCAUCAUCCUCAACGCCUUCAACCCGCCGGAGAAGCGGAAACUCACUUUCGACGUGCCGCGCAUCCUGGUCGUCAACGACUUCUUGUACUACCCGCUCGUCUCGCUCGCCGUCAUGGCCUGCACCACCUUCUACUUUUACAGCGUGGGCUACGACGCGCUGUACCUGUCGCUGUGCAAGCACAUGAGCUGCAAGUGCGACAUCCUGACGCUGAUGCUGCGCCGCGCCGGCCAGCGCGCCGCGCAGCGCCCCAGCGCCGAGGCCGCGAGCACCAGGGCGGACGCGAAGCAGUACAACUUCGAGUACUGGAAGGACGACGGGUCCGCGAUGGAGGCCGGCUCCAGGAACGGCCGCAGGGACGAGGUGCAGGAGAACCUGCGGACGUGCGUGCUGUACCACAACAUGAUCAUCAGGCUGCGCGACGAGGCCGAGAGCAUCUUCGCGGGGGUGUCGCUCUUCCAGAUGGGCUACAUCUUGCUGGGCCUAGGCAUCCCGGGGCUGCGGCUGCUUCGCGAGGCCUCUUUCAAGCCGAUGGACGUCAUGUUCCUGGCGUUCUACGCGGGCUGGAACUUCUCCCAGCUCCUGUUUUACUGCUGGUUCGCGGACGAGUUGGCCGGGGCGGUGAGAAGUGCGAGCGUGAUUACUCCAGAGAAACGAUGCCCAAUUGGGGUUUCAAAAAACUCUUUUGUUCGCACGGCGGCACGGCGGCACGGCGGCAUGGCGGCACAGUCCGGGAGAGUGGGGGUGGCCGCGCUCGCCGCCAUGCGCCCCGCCGAGAUGGACGACGACGUCGACGACGAGCAUCCCGCAGCACGACGAGACCGACGAGACCCCGCCAUGGUGAACCUGAGCAAGGCGGCCGGCACCACGCUCAGGCUCAUCAUGAUGCGCGCGCAGCACCCGCUGUACCUCACCGCCGGCAACUUCGCCAACAUCACCCUGGAGCUGUACCUCACCAUAAUAAGGAAAUCCCAGUCCAUUUACUCGUACCUAAUUCGGAUGAGGUAGUCCAGGCCCCCGGCUCAUCCUCCCGGCCUCCAGAUAGUGGCUCCGCUCGGCC